Messenger RNA from Gossypium arboreum, 1792 nucleotides. Its product is annotated as probable protein phosphatase 2C 76. Gene Ontology annotation, biological process: protein dephosphorylation. Gene Ontology annotation, cellular component: cytosol; nucleus. The transcript has 9 exons. Bases 533 to 1597 code for a protein of 354 amino acids. Lineage: Eukaryota; Viridiplantae; Streptophyta; Magnoliopsida; Malvales; Malvaceae. The record is from RefSeq and is a predicted model, not a curated record. Gene Ontology annotation, molecular function: cation binding; protein serine/threonine phosphatase activity.
GCUAUUUUCUCUUCGGUGCCAGCCUACAAUAUUUGCCACCUCUCUCUCUCUCUCCCUCUCUCACACACACACACACUAUCACUUUCCACUCCUUACUCUCUCUCUCUCUCUGUCUGGAUAUCCGUCUACUAAUUUUCUUCACAUCGCUUUCCUUUUUUUCCUCCACUUUCUCUCUCUAGGGUUUCAGAUUCUCCUCGCGUUUUCUUUUUUUUUUCUUUUUUCAAUUUGAGAGAUAGAGAGAGAGAGUGAAAACCGCUUCGCAACGCGGUCGAUUCCUAGUAGGCGCCUCCAGUUCAGAUUCAGAUCCUCCACGUGUUCCAACCUGGACCCGAUCUGAUCCAUCCUUUUUUUUUUUAAAUCUAAAAUUCUCGAGAGAGAUCCCGUUUUUGUUCCUUUCGUUUAAAUUUGAUCGAAAAUGGUGCGGUUUUUGAUCAUUUUAUCAGCUCAGGAAAUGAAUCAAAUACUCUGAAAAAGCAAAUCAUUGUUGGUGGCUUUUGAAGAUCUGGCUCUAAGAAGCCAUAAGUAGACAUAGAUGGUAUGCAACAGUUGCUUAAAGAGUGUAAUUGUUCAAACUGGGCAGAUAGGAACAAUAUUAACCCGGAAAAGGGUGCAUUUACAAAGUACUGUAAGGACUUUAUAUGCCGGUGGUGCUGGAUUAACUUUUUUGUGGAAUCGUGAAUUUCGAACAAGUGCUAAGAUGAUGGUGGAUUCGGGCGCAGCAGCAAGCCAGGGUCCCAUAGUCCAUAAAUUCCCAGAGAAAGAUGAUGCUGGAUAUGUUAGUGGAGGGUGGAAAAGUGAGGAUGGAAGAUUAAGCUGCGGUUAUUCAAGUUUCAGGGGAAAGAGAGCAACCAUGGAAGAUUGCUAUGAUAUUAAAACUUCCAAGAUUAAUGGGCAGACAGUCUGCUUGUUUGGAAUCUUUGAUGGGCAUGGUGGUUCUCGUGCUGCUGAGUAUUUGAAGCAGCACCUUUUUGAGAAACUAAUGAAGCAUCCGCAGUUCAUGACCGACACCAAACUUGCCAUAAGUGAAACAUAUCAGCAAACUGAUUCAGAUUUCUUGGAUUCUGAAAGAGAUACUUACCGGGAUGAUGGUUCCACUGCUUCAACUGCAGUGUUGGUUGGUAACCAUCUAUAUGUUGCCAAUGUUGGAGACUCAAGGACUAUAAUAUCCAAGGCUGGAAAAGCAAUUCCACUAUCUGAAGACCAUAAACCAAAUAGAAGCGAUGAACGGAAGAGAAUCGAAAGUGCUGGAGGGGUUGUUAUGUGGGCAGGAACUUGGAGGGUAGGAGGUGUGUUAGCUAUGUCUCGAGCUUUCGGUAAUCGCAUGUUGAAACAAUUUGUUGUUGCAGAACCAGAGAUUCAGGACAGAGAGAUAAAUGAAGAGUUUGAGUUUCUUGUGCUUGCUAGUGAUGGAUUAUGGGAUGUAGUGCCUAAUGAGGAUGCUGUUUCCCUUGCUCGAGUAGAAGAAGAACCGGAGACAGCUGCUAGAAAGUUGACAGAAACUGCGUUUACUCGGGGGAGUGCCGACAAUAUAACAUGCAUUGUGGUAAGAUUCCACCAUGACAAGGCAGAUCCACUUAAUUCCGAUUCCCAAGCGUGAUUUAAAAUUGCAUUUUCCUGUUUAGAUUUAUAUACAAUUUCAGUUUUUGAGUUUGAAAUCUGCAUUUUGCCUUGUGGCCAAUGUGCAUAUAUCAAGGUGACAAUUUGCUUAUUCAUUGUUUUCUUUUCUUUUUCUUUUUUCAUUCCCUAAUGUUCGAAAUUGAAAUACAUGGACCAAAUGCUCUGUUUGUCCAAA